AUGUCAGUACAGAAGAAAAAUAACGCAUUACCACCGCCACCACGACCCGACCCGGUGACGCUUGAUCAAAUCUACAAUUAUCUGACUAGUCCGGAUGUGAUCAUGGAAGAGCGGUCGUAUCAUCUCGUCGCCCUCAGCAGUGUUGCCUUUCACCCAAGUGUGAAGCUGUUUUUGUUUGAGCACACGCCACUACACCCGACCGUGUCGAUUGGCGACGAUACCAGUGCCGAGGGCCAUAGUGCGGAGGUUGGCGAAGUUUUGGAGGCAAACCGACGACGUCGAGAGGCAGUGAUAAAGAGUAUCGCCUUCUUUCUUGCUCAGCGCAACAGUACAGUAGCACAUGAGUGUCGGUGGGAUACAGUCGCGUUGCUGGGCGAGUUAUGCCGCCUCGAGAACCUCACGCCACUUCGCGCAGGUGGCAACAAAAAAAAUGUCUUUGGUACCAUGUCGGUUCUUUCCCCAAUGCGGGAAGUGGUGCAGAAGAUCAACCACUACGCGCGUGCCAACCUGGAGUUUCUUGCACGGCUGCCAUGGUUUGUGCCAGCGGUGCAGGAGCUCAUUGGCGAGGAAGAAACGGAGGGAGCAGCGGCCGCGGUGUCUUCCUCAUCGGCAUCGCCGCUAACGGCUGGCACCGCCCACUUGACCAUACGCCGGGCUGAGCGGCAGCGAAAUGCAAGCAGCACGGACGAUGAAGAACUUUUUGGGAUCCGCGAGCCGGACGAGGAUGUGCGAAUUGCGCUGAAAGACAUCUUGUUAGCUCUGCCAGAAGUAACGCAUGGGGAUGGGGCGGAGGCAGCCGUUGUGUGGUCACCCGAGCGCAUGAAUCAGGCGCAGGACUUAAUGUUCCUCGAUGCCUCCACAACAAUUCUGCACCUCAUUCCACUUGUCUCCCGCUGCAGCCAUUUGCAGUGUGCCCACUGUGAAAAACGCGUUUCAGCUGCUGGUGGCAGUGACGGUAAUAAAGAUAACGAUAAUAAUAAUAAUAAUGCACUCCUGCGUUGUGGCAGCUGCAGGGCGGUGUAUUACUGCGAUGCGGCGUGUCAACGGGCCCAUUGGUCCCUCGCCCAUCGUGUGCCUUGCAAAAGUUAUAAGCAACUCUCAGAGGAUAUCAUGUCGCAGUACGAGGCAAUGAACAAGAGGCAUCAUGGUGGAAGCAGAAGGAAAAUGCAGCGGCAACAGAAGGAAGCGGUGGCGGUGCUGGAAGUACCUCUUGAACCUUCUCUUUUUUAUGAGACACGACGGUAUCUGUACGACCAUCGCGACCCUUCAUUUGCGGAAAUGUCAUUUAUGGAUUACUUUAUGAAGUACGAUGUUCGUGGGAGUUGA
Messenger RNA from Trypanosoma cruzi, 1326 nucleotides. RefSeq lists its product as uncharacterized. The record is from RefSeq and is a predicted model, not a curated record. The transcript has a single exon. Lineage: Eukaryota; Euglenozoa; Kinetoplastea; Trypanosomatida; Trypanosomatidae. Bases 1 to 1326 code for a protein of 441 amino acids.